AUGCCGUGGACUCCGAUCCGCCUUCAAGGCCGCGUUCAAUUCCUGGAGAUCGCUUCAGACGAGGACGACAACCUGUCCCAAGAUGCUGCGGAGGUCGAAAUGUCCUUCGGCGAAAGCAAGAAGAAGAAGAAGAAGAAGAAGAAGAAGAAGAAGACGCUUUUAUCGAGAUGUCGACGAGGGGCUCAAAUGGCCUCCCAGAACGCUUCCUUCCUGCGGACUUCGAACGUGAUGGUACCCCGAGCUUUCUUGUUAUAUCUGCUGUCCAUGCGGGCUUUCUCUGACCCACACACAAUCUGGACUCUGGCCGGAGGUGCAUUACGAAUUGCGCAUGGAUAUAGACUCACGAUCUUUGAAACUGAGAUGCGCUGUAUAAUAUGGUCUCAGCUGAUCAUCGUAGCCUCCACAUCUGCUCAAUUCUGCGAGGUUGCCUCUACCCCUAUGCUGGUGACCGCAGCUACCCAGCCACAAAUGAAAGCUAACGAUAGUGUGCCCCCGUCGGCUCCCUAG
Molecule: messenger RNA, 507 nt
Organism: Penicillium maclennaniae
Lineage: Eukaryota; Fungi; Ascomycota; Eurotiomycetes; Eurotiales; Aspergillaceae
Product: fungal specific transcription factor domain-containing protein
Exons: 3
Coding region: 1-507 (168 amino acids)
Source: RefSeq, a predicted model, not a curated record